Molecule: messenger RNA, 4542 nt
Organism: Scomber scombrus (Atlantic mackerel)
Lineage: Eukaryota; Metazoa; Chordata; Actinopteri; Scombriformes; Scombridae
Product: NACHT, LRR and PYD domains-containing protein 3-like
Exons: 9
Coding region: 89-3547 (1152 amino acids)
Molecular function (GO): protein binding
Source: RefSeq, a predicted model, not a curated record
CACAGAAGACUGAGGAACAAUCAGCAGCAUCUGUCAGCUUUUCCUGUAUGGAUGAAGAAUGAAAAUCACUUCAUUUGGAUGACUGAUAAUGACGGCAGUUACGGAGGUACUCUUGGAAACACUGGAUGAUCUGGGCGAUGAGGAGCUUAAGAUCUUUAAGUGGUUCCUGCAGCAAGCUGAAAUCCUGGAAGACUUCCCAGCCAUCCCAAAGAGUCGUCUGGAAAAGGCUGACAGACUGGACACACUGGACCUGAUUGUGCAGACCUACAGUGAACAGUCGGUGGAGGUGAUCAAGAAAGUGUUGAAGAAGAUCAACAGGAAUGAUCUGGUGCAGAGUUUGUCCAGCAUCAGCUCAGAGUCUCCAUAUUUGCUGGAGCUACAACCUGACCCUCCAGAACUCAUUGCAUCAUACCACUGCAUGCUCCAAUCACACCUCCAGAAUAGGUUUAUGUGUGCACAAGAAGGGUGGACAGAAAGGGUGGAUAAAAAACACCUGGAUGACGUCUACAUACCACUUUACGUCACAUAUGGGAGUGUUGUAAACAUCACCAGGCAGCAUGAGGUCAGCUACAUUGAGAUGGCAUUAAGAGAACCAGAGGUAACAGAGAAACCAGUCCAACCCAACGAUAUCUUCAAACAUCCUUCUGGAAAAAACACACCAGUAAGAACAGUCCUGACCAGUGGGAUUGCAGGAAUCGGCAAAACAUUCCUUGUACACAAGUUCAUCCUGGACUGGGCAGAAGGAAGAGCCAAUCAACAUGUGCAUCUUACAUUCCCCCUGACCUUCCGACAGCUGAAUUUACUGAAGGGUAGGAGGUUUCGUUUUGCAGAGCUCAUUCACAAAUGUAUCAGGGAAACGAGAGACAUCAAAGAGGAGGAUCUUAAUUACAUUUUCAAAGAAAUACAGGCUUCAGGAAACACCAACUAUGAUAAAAGUAAAUUCAAACUUCUGUUCGUGCUAGAUGGGCUGGAUGAAAGUCGCCUUCAGCUCAACUUCACCAGUAACCAAACUCCCAUUACUGAUGUGACACAGUCAAUUAGAGUAGAAGUCCUGUUGACAAACCUCAUCAAGGGGGAACUGCUUCCCUCUGCUCGCCUUUGGAUAACCACUCGACCAGCGGCGGCCAGUCAGAUCCCUCUUGACUUGGUUGACAUCAUGACAGAGGUCAGAGGGUUCACUGACCUACAGAAGGAGGAGUACUUCAGGAAGAGAUUCAGAGAUGAGCAGAUGGUCGACAGAAUCAUCUCCCACACCAAGACGUCACAAAGCCUCCACAUCAUGUGCCACAUCCCGGUCUUCUGCUGGAUCACUGCUACAGUUUUUGAGGACGUUUUGAAAACCAGUGAGAGAGGAGAGCUACCCAAAACUCUGACUGAAUUGUACACAGAAUUCUUGGCGUUUCAGAUCAGACAGACAAAAGAGAAGUAUGGCAAAGAGAAGAGCAUCCGGUACAUUCAGUCACUUGCAAAACUGGCUUUUCACCAGCUGGAGAAGGGGAACUUGAUCUUCUAUGAAAAAGAUCUCAAAGAAUGUGGUAUUGAUUUAAAUGAAGCCUCGGUGUGCUCAGGAGUGUUCACACAGAUCUUUAAAAAGGAGCACAGGUGGAAGAAGGUCAAGGAUGAGGAUAGGAUGUUCAGCUUUGUCCAUCUGAGCAUUCAGGAGUUUUUGGCUGCUGUUUACGUGGUGCAGUCACUUGUAAACAGGAACAAAAAUGUGAUGGAGCAACAACAACUCAAAUUCCAAAGUGUGCAGAUGCUUUUCAGCAAACCAUCUGUAGCAGAGAUCCACAGAACGGCUAUUGACAAAGCCCUACAGAGUCCAGAUGGACACCUGGAUUUGUUCCUCCGAUUCCUUCUGGGUCUCUCCCUGGAGACCAACCAGAAAGUCCUACAGGGCCUGCUGAAACAGAUGAUAAGUACUACAGAGGCCAAUCAGGAAACCGUGCAGUAUAUCAAGGAAAAGAUCCAUGAGAAUCCUUCUCCAGAAAGAUGCAUCAACCUCUUUCACUGUCUGAAUGAGCUGAAUGAUCAUUCUCUUGUGGAGGAGAUCCAGCAGUACCUGAGUUCAGAAAGUCUCUGUAUACGCAAAAUGUCUCCUGCUCAGUGGUCGGCUCUGGCCUUCAUCUUACUGUCAUCAGAAAAAAACCUGGGUGUGUUUGACAUGAGGAAGUACGCUGCUUCAGAGGAGGGUCUCCUGAGGCUACUGCCAGUGGUCAAGGCCUCUACUGUAUUCUUCUUGAGUGGCUGUAACCUGUCAGAGAGAAGCUGUGAAACUCUGGCCUCAGUUCUCAGAUCGCAGUCCUCCAGUCUGAGAGAGCUGGACCUGAGUAACAACAACCUGGAGGAUUCAGGAGUUAAUCUGCUCCGUCCUGGACUUGAGAGUCCACACUGUAAACUGGAAUCUCUCAGCUUGAGUGGCUGUAACCUGUCAGAGAGAAGUUGUGAAGCUCUGGCCUCGGUCCUCAGCUCGCAGUCCUCCAGUCUGAAGCAGCUGGACCUGAGUAACAACAACCUGGAGGAUUCAGGCGUGAAGAUGCUCUGUGCUGGAUUGGAGAAUCCACACAGUAUACUGAAAACUCUCAGGUUGAAUUUGUGUAACCUGUCAGAGAGAAGCUGUGAAGCCCUGACCUCAGUUCUCAGCUUGCAGUCCUCCAGCCUGAGAGAGCUGGACCUGAGUAACAACAACCUGCAGCAUUCAGGAGUGAAGCUGCUCUCCCCUGGAUUGUCAAGUCCACACUGUAGACUGGGAACUCUCAGGUUAUCAGGCUGCCUGGUCACAGAGGAAGGCUGUGCUUCUCUGGCCUCAGCUCUAAGCUCCAACCCUUCCCACCUGAGAGAACUGGACCUGAGCUACAAUCAUCCAGGAGACUCUGGGGUGAUGAUGCUCUCUGCAGGACUGGAGGAUCCACAGUGGAGACUGGACACUCUCUGUGUGGACCAUGCCGGAAUGCGCUGGUUGAAAUCUGGACUGAGGAAGUAUGCUUGUGAACUCACCCUGGACCCAAACACAGCACACCGUUAUCUCUCUCUGUCUGAGGACAAGACAACAGUGACUCUGGUGAGAGAGGAGCAGUCUAACCCUCAUCACCCAGAGAAAUUCCUCCACUGGAAGCAAGUGCUGUGUACAGAUGGUCUGACUGGCCGCUGUUACUGGGAGGUGGAGAGGAAGGGGUGGGUGUCUGUGGGAGUGACUUACAGGGGAAUCAGAAGGAGAGAGGAAACUGCUGACUGCUGCCUCGGGCUCAGUGACGGGUCUUGGAGUUUGUGCUGCUCUCGUGACCGUUACUCUGCCUUUCAUAAUGAUAGGCGAAUAACAGUCACACACGCUCCCAUCGUACGUGUUCCUGAAAGACUGGCAGUGUAUCUGGACUGGCCUGCUGGCGUCUUGUCCUUCUACAGGGUCUCCUUUGACACACUGAUGCACCUCCACACCUUCCAAUCCACAUUCACUGAACCCCUCUAUCCUGCAUUUGGGUUUGAGUAUCUGAAUAGAUCGGACUCCUCUGUGUCUCUGUGUCAGAUGGAAGAGGGAGAGUCAUCUGCAUAGACUCACACUUCUGCUAAAACAAGACAGUACAAGAUCACACACUUAAGAAAUGUGCAUCCUGACUUUUUGAUAUUACCCCUUGGAUUAUGCUGUAACGGAACAAUCAGUGUCAAUUGAUCCACAUGCAAGAGCAUUUUUGUCUUCUCUAGGGCUGUUUUCAUUGCAGGAACUUCGGGGUAAUUUUACGGGGACAUGACCGUUGGCGCAUGUCUCCAUAGCAGGAAGGUCACAGUCAAAACUGUUGCACAACGAUUACGCAACGAUGGAAACUGUUGCAGAAUGAUUACGUCAUCUCCAGAGUCCGGUGGGCCCUAUCAAGGUCCUACUCUGCAAUGGAGACACAACAGCUGAGAGGACCAAGUGAGAGGACGUUCCUGUAAAGUUCCCAACUCCUAAAUGUUACCUGGAACUUCCUUAAUGGAAAUGGGACUUCUGACUUUUUUUGAGUAAGGUAUUCCAAGUAGGAUUCAAUGACUCUUAACUGCACAAACUUGCUGUAAAUCUCUCGUUUCAGCCUGAUGUAUGUCACCAGGUCAUGAGGAGGUGCAAGUUCAUGAGACUUCAUCUUUAGCAUCAUCGGUGCAGCUCUGUCUGUGGGUUUCAUUUAGAAAAAAUGGUGAAGUAAAGUUUUUGCCCUGUGAACAGAGAGAAUCUCUGUAUAAAUUGAAUGAUAGGUCUGCAUCACAUGUAAAUAUUGUUCAUACUUUAGAAAAUUCUAAAUACCACAGGUUCUCUUAAAUCACUUUUACAUUGUGCAAAAAAUAGUUUCAUAUGAGUGUUUCUUGCAUGAGGCCUAAUGUCUACAAGCACUCAGAGUGAGGGUUGUAACAUACUGUAGCUUCUUACGUAACUUGUAUGUACGAUUUCAAAAUGACAGUUGUGUGUUUUUAUAUGACUGAUAGAUUAAAAUGGUUAAUUCAGCAACAAAAAUGUACUCAUGUCUAGUUUUUAAUGUAUAUUUUAUAUUACCAUGUACCAUGUUUGACUUCUUUUGU